Wallemia ichthyophaga EXF-994 is the source of this 1644-nucleotide messenger RNA. RefSeq lists its product as uncharacterized. NCBI's taxonomy places the organism in Eukaryota, Fungi, Basidiomycota, Wallemiomycetes, Wallemiales, Wallemiaceae. The coding region runs from base 1 to 1644 and encodes 547 amino acids. The transcript has a single exon. The record is from RefSeq and is a predicted model, not a curated record.
AUGAUCUGCCCACACUGCGCCAGUGUCGGCGAAUACGACGACAGUGCGCGGGCGUAUAUCUGUUCUUCUUCCGAAUGUGCCGCGGUGCUCGGGGUCUAUCUCGACGAGGGGUAUGUCGGAGGCAGAGGUGCCGUGGACGCGGCACAGCCGACGCGGAAGCAGACACACCCACCAGCCUCCGCCGACCACGUCCAACACGCCCUGCAAUCCAUCUGCACGCGCAUCCUCGCUCCCCAUCUCCUCGCGCCCGCCUUGCAUGUGUGGCAGCAAGCCAGCACGCGCGUCUACACCCGCACACCCGCCGCUGCCUUCUUCCUCUGCGCCUGCGUACUUCUGGGUGCGAGUACGACCAACACGCAUCACUCCCCCGCCUACAGUUUCUCCCUCCCCCGCAUCCUCAUGGCUGCCAACAUCCAGCCUGAUGCCGAGACGGUCAGGCGGACAGUACGCACUGUGCGGCGCAUCAAGCGCGCGCUCAACUUCCAAGCGGGUGUCGAUGUAUGCGCGUCUGUCAGCGCAGCCCUCGAUGGGCUCUUUGCGCAGGCUCAAAGGAUGAGGGAGAAGGGAGUGGAAACACAGUUUCAAGAUGAGCAGCAACUGCACACAUUGGACCUCCGUAGCGUACACAACUUGGCCCGUGACUUGCUCACCCUCGCCUCUCAUACCAACUACCUCGACAACAGGCGGCGCGGGCGUCCCGUAGCGGUGGCCAUGGCGACACUAGCCAUCGAGUCGCAUUCGAGCGUGAGUAUGGGUGCGGGUGUGGGUUCGAGCGGGCGCAGACAGCUUAUCGCGUUACUGAGCCGGUGUGCGAAUAGUGAUAGUGCAGCUCCCUCCCUCUCCAUUUCCGUUUCGCACCGCGCCGUCGCCAAUGCCACCCGCGAGCUGCUCAGCCUGCUAAGGAAAAUCGCUCGAAUGCACAUACCCAUCCUCGAACAAGCCAUCUGUGAACUCAAACGGAAGAGGAGUGCGAGCAAUAGCGGUGACCAUGGCACGCAUACGCAGAACCAGAAACAUCGCUACACGUCGCUGGCGUGGGUGGGCAAUGUGGUGCAGUAUGCCCUCACACACCUCGACACGCAAUCUCUCGCACACACUUUUACACCCGACUUGCGCAGGAAUAAGCCCAGCUCCAGCUUCAACUCGGCCGCAAACACCAGCAACACCCCCUUUGCCGCAGCUGCAGUGGCGUUCGUACGCGAUAGACAGCCUGCCGUUAUCAGCGUAGACGCAUCUCGAAGGCUGAUUGCCGAUAUCGAGCGCGUAUUGGGUCCUGCUCAUGCUCAUCCCACACGCACUAGAUUCACUGAUAAAGUCAGCGACGAUAUUUCCGAUAGCGAACUAUUUAGUGAUGAGGAAUUGGCAUCGUAUUUGCACUCCCAGAAUGAGGUUGCUGCUAAGCAAGUGGUUGUGGGUGAUAGAUACGACCUUACGCAGUCGCAAAUGCAGUCACAAACGCAGUCACAUGAACAAAAACGCAAGAAGAGGCCCGUGGAUGAUGCCAACACUGAUGCAAAUGUACAAACACGAAGCACCAAGGCUACUAAAGCUACAGAUAUAACCAGUACACACAUUAAACCUGCAGAUAUACCCGAUGGCAUGAGUAUGAGUGAAGAAUUUGAAGAUAUCAUUGAUAAUGUUUGA